GAUUUUUUCUUUUUAUUUACAUCUUAAUUAUCCAGUUUGUUGGGACUUGGUGUUUUUUAUGCUGGCGCCUAUUUGUCGCUUAUUCACCAGUCAUUCCCAUACAGAGUCGAGCCAAUGUUACAAAAGCUAUUUCACGUCCAUCUCCAAUUUACCUUCUCCACCACACACAAAAGGAAAAAGUUGGAAAUAUCUUGGAUUUUUUCACAAAAAACAAGUUACAUUUCAACAAUUUAAUUCAUUUGAAAAAUAUAAUCACUUGCUUUUUGUGUUUUUCCUGGUUUUGAUUGAUUCCUAAAAAAAAGAAGAGCUUUCUAGAAUCGUUGGAGGAAAAGUUUUACCUUGCACGAAAGAAAGACUUGAUAUUUUGAAAUAAAAGAAGGCUAUUAUUGAUAUAAUUGUGUUAUUACCGCAAAAAUCCACAACAUCAACUCCUAAGAUUUGAUUUAGCAUUCCUUCUUUUCCACAAAAAAAAGAGAAACGGAAUUUGUUCUUGUUUUCCUUUACUUUUUUAAUAUCAGUUUGCUAAACGUUAAAAGACCAUCUUGAAAAACUAUGGAACGCGUCGUGAAAUUAGCUACUAAGCGUUGCCCUUUUGUCAGCAAGACUGACGCUUCCACCCUCCGCAGAAUGAUGGGAGCUGGUUUGGUUCGCGCUGGUGCCCAUUGUCCCAUUAUGGGAGGAGCCCUUCCUGCCGGGGACGGACAUGCCCUUACUGGCAAGCGUGGAUUCAAAUCCCAAUCCAAGCACAUGGCAAAGGAACCUUCCUUGGAAGAGAUCCAUUUGAAAGCCGGUGUAAGUGACCGUAGCGCUGGCAUGUGUCGUCAUGCUCAAGCUGUCAAGGAAGCCGCUAUAAAACCCAACGAGGUUGCUUCUGUUCAUAAAGAAACACUUCCAAGUGGAGCUCGUCAAACUUAUGGAGUUUCCCCCGCCGGCGCCCCCAAGUUUGACUAUGAAACCUUCUACGAAGAGGAAAUCCAAAAGAAAUUGCGAGAUAAGUCGUAUCGCUAUUUCAACAACAUUAAUCGCUUAGCGCAUGAAUAUCCUCUUGCUCACUUGGCCGAUCCAAACACCCGUGUUCAAGUAUGGUGUAGCAAUGACUAUCUCAACAUGGGUGGGCAUAAAAAGGUUAGUGAUGCCAUGCAUCGUUGCAUUGACAAGUACGGAGGAGGAGCUGGUGGCACUCGGAAUAUCGCAGGGCAUAACCAGCAUGCUAUGCAGUUAGAACGAUCGAUUGCCGACUUACAUUUGAAGCCCUCUGCCCUUGUUUUUGGUAGUUGUUACGUUGCAAACGAUGCUACUCUUUCUACUCUUGGUAGAAAACUGCCAAACUGUGUAUUUCUCAGUGACGAAAUGAAUCAUGCUUCUAUGAUUCAUGGAAUCCGUAAUUCCAGAUGUGACAAAAUAAUCUUUAAACAUAAUAAUCUCGCCGAUUUGGAAGCCAAGUUGGCCUCUCUUCCUCUCAACCGUCCAAAGGUAAUUGCUUUCGAAUCCAUUUAUAGUAUGAGUGGAAACGUUGCUCCUAUUUCCGAAAUUUGCGACCUCGCCAAAAAAUAUGGUGCUCUCACUUUCUUGGAUGAAGUUCAUGCUGUCGGUAUGUAUGGUCCUCGUGGUGGUGGUGUUGCUGAAGAAACCCCUGGUUUGUUGGACAAAGUCGACAUUAUCACGGGAACUUUAGCCAAAUCUUAUGGUUGCGUUGGUGGUUACAUUGCUGGGUCUUCUCGUUUAGUUGACAUGAUUCGCUCUUUAGCCCCAGGCUUUAUCUUUACUACUUCCUUACCUCCUCAUGUUAUGGUUGGUGCUCUUACAGCUAUUGAGCAUCUCAAAACUUCUAAUGUUGAACGUGAACAGCAACGUUCUGCUGUUCGCCGUGUAAAGCAAUCCUUGUCGGAAAUUGGAAUUCCCGUUCUUUCAAACGAUACUCACAUUGUUCCAGCUAUGGUUGGUGAUGCUGAAUUAGCAAAGCUUGCUAGUGACUCUUUGUUAAAUGAACAUAAUAUUUACGUGCAAAGCAUUAAUUUCCCUACUGUCAAUGCCGGAACCGAACGUCUUCGAAUUACUCCCACACCUGCUCACAACACCGAGAAGUACGUUCAAAGCUUGACUAAUGCUAUGGACCAGGUAUGGCGUAAAUACAAGGUUAGCCGCUUGGAUGGAUGGGCCAGUCGUGGCAUUGAUGUAGGCCGUCUUUGCAAAUUUCCUGUUCUUCCAUUUUCUACCUCUGGUCUGUAAGUUAGUUUACCUAUAAUACCAGUACAUUAAUGAGUAUACUUUGAUGUUCAAAGUAUUACUUUUAUACACAACCAAAAUUGCAAGAGAGAUACAUUGUAGAAAUCGACAUAAGUAAGGAAAAUUAAAAUAGUAAAAUUUAAG
Messenger RNA from Schizosaccharomyces octosporus yFS286, 2370 nucleotides. RefSeq names its product 5-aminolevulinate synthase. NCBI's taxonomy places the organism in Eukaryota, Fungi, Ascomycota, Schizosaccharomycetes, Schizosaccharomycetales, Schizosaccharomycetaceae. Gene Ontology annotation, cellular component: mitochondrion. Gene Ontology annotation, molecular function: 5-aminolevulinate synthase activity; pyridoxal phosphate binding. The transcript has a single exon. The record is from RefSeq and is a predicted model, not a curated record. Gene Ontology annotation, biological process: heme biosynthetic process. The coding region runs from base 553 to 2229 and encodes 558 amino acids.